This is a messenger RNA of Octodon degus (degu), 1201 nucleotides long. It is a transcript of the gene Tnfrsf6b, whose product is annotated as TNF receptor superfamily member 6b. NCBI's taxonomy places the organism in Eukaryota, Metazoa, Chordata, Mammalia, Rodentia, Octodontidae. Bases 238 to 1143 code for a protein of 301 amino acids. Gene Ontology annotation, molecular function: protein binding. The record is from RefSeq and is a predicted model, not a curated record. The transcript has 3 exons.
GCGCCAGCCACACCCCUGGCUCAGCCCAGGGUGGUUCUGGGAGGGGUGCCCAAGACUAGGGGCAGUUGGAAGGGGGUUCCCGCAGGGUGUGACGAGGUUGACCCGCCCUACAUGUCCCAUAUACUUGCUGCCUAGCAGCCUAGCUAGAGUGUGGGGCAGAGAUCCCAACCUGUACUGUACGGCUAGGAAGGGCUGCCUCAGGCCAGAUACACGCUGUGCUCUGUGCCCCAGAGGACCAUGAGAAAGCUAAAGGCUUGGGGUCAGUCAUCCUUGGGUCCGCUAUGGGCUUUGCCAACCCUGCUGCUAGCAAUGGCCGUGAGCGGGGCGGCGGAUGUACCCACAUACCUGUGGCAGGACACAGCGACGCGAGAGUGGCUGACCUGCGCCCGGUGUCCCCCGGGCACCUUCGUGCAGCAGCCAUGCCGACGGGACCAACCCACGACAUGUGGGGCCUGCCCGCCGCGCCACUACACGCAAUUCUGGAACUAUUUGGAGCGCUGCCGUUACUGCAAUAUCAUCUGCGGGGAGCACGAGGAAGAGGCAAGGCAGUGCAGCGCCACUCACAACCGCGCCUGCCGCUGCCGCCAAGGAUUCUUUGCACACGCCGGCUUCUGCCUGAAGCACGCGCAGUGUCCACCCGGCGCUGGAGUGACCGCCCCCGGGACCCCUAGCCAGAAUACCCAGUGCCAGCCAUGUCCCACAGGUACUUUCUCAGCCACCAGCUCAAGCUCAGAGCAGUGCCGCCCCCACCGCAACUGCACGGCCCUGGGGCUGGCCCUCAACGUGCCAGGCUCCUCCUCCCGGGACGCCCUUUGCACCAGCUGCACCGGCUUCCCGCUUGGCCCUGGCGAGCCAGGGACCGAGGAGUGCGAGCGCGCCGUCAUAGAUUUCGUGGCUUUCCAGGACAUCUCCUUCAAAAGGCUGCAGCGGUUGCAGCAGGCCCUAGGGGAACCAGAGGAUCAGAGUCUGCCGCCAUCCAGGGAGGGCCGCACAGCCUUACAGAUGAAGCUGCGGUGUCGGCUCUCUGAGCUCCGAGAGACGCGGAACGUGCCGCUGCUCACGCAGCUGCUGGCGGCGCUACGUGCCGCAGGGUUGCCAGGGCUGCAGCGGAGCGUUCUUGCGCGCUUCCUCCCUGCCAACUGAGCCUCCCUCGUCCCUGCCCGGGCUUUAUUCCACAUGGCACACUUUUCAGCCAGCCCUG